Xyrichtys novacula (pearly razorfish) is the source of this 22254-nucleotide messenger RNA. Lineage: Eukaryota; Metazoa; Chordata; Actinopteri; Labriformes; Labridae. The record is from the annotation of a GenBank genome assembly.
GCGUUGCAGAGCCCCAAUCAGGUGCCAUUACACCCGGUGUUUGAGAACACCAUUGGCUGGUGGGGAAAGGAGCUGUGCGCAAAACCAACCCCGCUGCUCCCACUCGCCUUACAGAAGCCGAGCUGAGAACAUCAUCCGCUUUGAGCGCUUAGGCGCAGUGAUUACAUCCUAACAGAGAGAGAGAGAUAGGGAAAGUCAUGUUUUUCGUCAGUUUCUAAUCAGGAGUUAAAUUUGUGAAGGUUUCAGCAGUGCGCGUAAAGGACUUUUCGCUUUUUCUUCACUGAUCCUGUGGAAUAUGUGUUUAUUAGACCUGAAGUAAAGACGAGGCGCAGAGAGUGUUGGCUAUGCGUCCUGGCUCCAGCCUGCAAUGUUUGCGCUGACGCCAAAACUCACAGACCGGUGCUGAAUUGAUUAAAACUGAGAAGCUCGGAUCAAAUGGCUGUGCUUCUCACGACUGAAACGACACAAUGUUCUACUGACCCGAGGCAAAGGAGAGAAAUUUCACAACCGGACAGCCCUGUUGCUGUUUGUUUCACUGCCUUUUUGCGGAGAGAGGAAACUGGAAAUGCUCACCGCUUGUAAGAAAAAGGAAUAACACUUUUUAUCUUAAAGUGCAAUUUGUGAAUGGGUGAAAAGAUGAUUUGCUUUUUAUUCCUGCUCUUCAUCCUGGAUGGAGCUGUCUCUCAGCUGCACUACUCUGUGCCAGAGGAACAGGAGACUGGCUCUGUGGUUGGGAAUAUUGCAGAGGAUUUGGGGCUGGACAUAACCAAACUUUCCGCUCGCCGCUUUCAGACAGUGCCCAGUUCAAGAACACCUUAUCUGGAGGUGAACUUAGAAAACGGUGCGCUUGUCGUUAAGGAGAAAAUUGACCGGGAAGAAAUCUGUAAGCAGACCAUCCCGUGCCUACUGCACCUGGAGGUGUUUCUGGAGAACCCGCUGGAGCUUUUUCGCGUGGAGAUCGAAGUGAUGGAUAUCAACGACAAUCCGCCCAGCUUUCCCGAGACAGACAUUUCCGUGGAAAUAUCGGAGAGCGCGAUCCCCGGGACCCGUUUCCCGGUGGAAAACGCCUUCGACCCUGAUGUGGGCACAAAUGCGCUCAGCACAUACGCCAUAACGAACAAUAACUAUUUCUACCUGGACGUGCAGACACAGAGUGAUGGGAACAAGUUCGCUGAACUGGUGCUUGAAAAGUCGCUGGACAGGGAGCAGCAGGCAGUCCACCGCUAUGUGCUGACGGCUGUGGACGGGGGCAUCCCGCAGCGCACGGGGACGGCUCUUUUGGUCGUUAAAGUUCUGGACUCUAAUGAUAACGCGCCCACCUUUGACCAGACUGUCUACUCUGUCAACCUGCGGGAAAACUCCCCUGUUGGCACUUUGGUCAUACAGCUCAACGCCACUGAUGUCGACGAGGGUCAAAACGGGGAAAUAGUUUAUUCUUUCAGCAGUCAUAACGCCCCGCGGAUAAAGGACUUAUUCAAUAUUGAUGCAAGAACAGGAAGGAUAGAGGUCGCGGGUGAGGUGGACUUUGAAGAGAGUAGCACGCAUCAGAUUUAUGUCCAGGCAAAAGAUCUUGGGGCUAAUGCAGUCCCUGCUCACUGCAAAGUGCUGGUCAAACUCGUGGACGUGAACGACAACACACCGGAGAUCGGUUUCAGCACGGUGACUGAAUCCGUGAGCGAGCAGGACGCCCCGGGCACCGUGAUCGCACUUUUUAGCGUCUCAGACCGGGACUCUGGUGAAAACGGACACAUGACCUGUGAAAUAUUGGGAGAUGUUCCUUUCAAGCUGAAAUCAUCCUUCAAAAACUACUACACCAUUGUGACUGACGGACCGUUAGACAGAGAAAACACAGACUCUUACACUAUCACUGUGGUGGCCAAAGACAAGGGUCAGCCCUCACUCGCUACCAGCAAGUCCAUUAAAGUGCAUGUCUCCGACGAGAACGACAAUGCGCCCCGUUUUACGCAGGCUGUUUAUGAUGUGUAUGUGACUGAGAAUAAUGUGCCUGGUGCUUUUAUCCACGCCGUGAGCGCUUUGGACCCUGAUAUAGGACAGAACGCUCUCAUAACUUACUCCAUAUUGGAGUGUGACAUACAAGGCAUGUCAGUGGACACCUAUGUGUCCAUAAACCAGGACACCGGCUACCUUUACGCGCUGCGCUCUUUUGAUUAUGAGCAGCUGAAAGAGUUCAGCUUUAUGGUCCAGGCUAAAGACUCCGGAGCGGCUGAGCUUUUCUCGAAUGCCACAGUAAAUGUGAUCAUCGUGGACCAAAAUGACAACGCUCCCACUGUCAUCGCCCCGAUCGGUAAAAAUGGCACAGCAAAAGAACACCUGCCGCGCUCUGCGGAGCCUGGCUACCUGGUGACGCGCAUUGUGGCCAUGGAUGCGGAUGAUGGCGAGAAUGCACGGCUGUCAUACAGCAUCCUGCGGGGCAACGAGAUGGGGAUGUUCCGCAUGGAUUGGAGGACAGGGGAGUUGAGGACAGCUCGCAGGAUCUCUCCUAAGCGGGACCCGCAGGGCUACUACGACCUGCUGAUCGAAGUGAGGGACCACGGGCAGCCCCCCCUCUCCUCCUCAGCCAGUGUGAGUGUAAUUUUAGUGGACAGUGUGGUCGAAGGCCGCAGCGGGGAUCGCGGGUCGGCCUCCAGGGCAAAGGAAACCUCCCUGGACCUCACCCUUAUCCUCAUCAUCGCUCUGGGUUCCGUGUCCUUCAUCUUCCUCCUAGCUAUGAUCGUGCUGGCCGUGCGCUGCCAAAAGGACAAGAAACUUAACCUUUACACGUGCCUUUUGGCCGGCGACUGCUGUCUGUGCUGCGGCUCCUGCUGUAGCAGAGGGGCUCGAGGCCGGAAACAGAAAAAGCUGAGUAAAUCAGACAUAAUGUUAGUUCAAAGCACCAACGUCACGUCAGGGGUCGGCCCGGUAGGGCAGGUGCCUGUGGAGGAGUCUGGUGUGGGCAGCGUCGGUGGGGGCUUCGGCUCUCACCAUCACCAGAACCAGAACUCCUACUGCUACCAGGUGUGUUUGACACCGGAGUCCGCAAAAACGGAUCUCAUGUUCCUCAAACCAUGCAGCCCCUCCCGCAGCACUGACACGGAUCACACGAACCCCUGCGGCGCCAUAGUCACAGGUUACAGUGACCAACAACCGGACAUCAUAUCCAAUGGCAGCAUCCUGUCCAAUGAGGUAAGGGAAGUCUGAAUCAUGCCGCUACGGGCUACACUUAACCUCCUGUCGGAUCUAUUAUAAGUGUAACAAAGCUCGAGUCCAAGGUUGACCUCAUUUUCAAGAUCCUUCCGAGAUCUAGUAUGAUUUAUGAAAAGGCCACGCGCAGCACAAUGUCCCCACGACGAAGUUGUAUCUGCAGGUUCAUACGCACAGCGUGCGUCAUGGGUAAUGUCAAUACUUCAAAUGUUAAAUUUCAUGUGGUCUCGUCAGUUUUCUGCUGUCUAAUCGACCUUUAUGAGGUGAGCCGAGCGUGACAGGAGAGUUUUCUGUCACAUUAAGUCUGAAGCCACCUUUUUUUAUAUUCAGUUUUUUAUUUUAUUUUAUUUUUUAUCCAAAGAUUUACAUUGGAGUUUAAUCCACUUAUUAGAUGAUUUGGAAGAUGCGGCUCCAAUCAUCUUGAGCCCAAAAUUUUGAUAAUUCUAAAGACAGUAAGUGCAAUAAAUGCGUGCCUUCAUUCACCUGUAACCCAGAAGGAGAGCAUUUAUGUGCUUGCGAGACCAUCUGGUCACAUCAACAGGCGUGAUUGUUUGCCCUCCUUAAGCCUGUUUUGGUUGAUGUAAUAAAAUAAUGCAGUAAAGGAUGGGUGGAUGCGAGUGGGUUGACAGCCCUGUUGUCUGUGCAGCAGUGGGCUCUGCUCGGGGAAGCUCAGAGUUGGGGCUUUUUGUUGAUUGCGGUGUGUCUGGAGUGGAGCCAGAUAGCCAGUCAUAGCCUUGCUUUUCCUGUGCGUUAAAUAUUCUGUGCACGACCCAGCAUAGCAGCACCAUGAACAAAGGUUGUUCAGUUUCAGCAUCGGGCGGCUCAAUCAUUUACGCAUUCAAUUGCCGCCCUAACCCACUCUCCCUGGCUCUCUUCUCCUCUCGCCCACUUACUCACAGUGUGGCUGCGCACACUGUCAGCACAACACCUUGUGUUACCACAGUUUUAUCUAAUAUGUUUACCACUCUAUAUAUCUGUUGUCAGUGAAUGUCAUCUCAUCCUAAGUCUUGUAUUGAGCAUGUAAUGAUGUCCUUAUGUAUUGUAUUGAAAUAUGUGUUUAUGUAUCUUUCAGACAAAACACCAACGCGCAGAACUCAGCUAUCUGGUGGAUAGACCCAGACGUGUCAACAGGUAGGCCCAGUAAAGUGCACACACACAUUCACACACACACAUCCGCAGACACACACCUUAUUAUUUCUAAUGUGCAAAACACAGUGAGCCACAGACCAUUCACUACCAGAAGACCUGUAACAUUCAAUAGGCCCCAUGGAGCCACAGCCCAUUCACAUAUCAAUAAAAAAGCAUAUCACACCCAUCAGAGUGAAUCCUGUAUAUUCUGCUGCGUUAAUUGUGGCUUUGAGAGGCGACAUGGGUCCCAAUGUAACCAUAACGUUCAUCUUCAAUUUGGCAUCAGUCCCAUAACUGACAGACCAGUGACCAUUAAAGCUCUAAUGCUGGAUUUCAUUACAUGCCAUGUGUAACAUCCAAUUUAGAGUCUUGAUGGCCGCAGUCACUGUGUUCAAGUGGGGGAUGAUUUCUGAUUCUCCCCCUUUUUCUCUCCGCCUCUCAUUUAAUCCUCCUCUCCCUUCAUCAUCAUCUCUUGGCCGAUAUUGUACCCCUCCUCUGCCCCUGCCUUGUUUUCAUGCAUCUCUCUCCCUCUGUACCCCCUCCCCUCACUCGUCUAUCGUUUGCAGUUCGGCAUUCCAAGAGGCAGACAUCGUCAGCUCCAAAGACAGUGGUCAUGGCGACAGCGAACAGGGCGACAGUGAUCACGAUGCCACUAACCGGGGUCACUCGGCUGGUGAGUUACUCCCAUGUCAUUUUAUUACACCAUCAUUUUAGUCCUCACACAACUGAGCCCCCCUGCUCUGUUUCCAUAGUGUGAGUCUUUUGCAAUUGUGAAUGGUAUAGUGCUGGAUUGGUGGUGCGGAUCGGUGACUUUUAAUUUCCUUAAUUUGAGAGUGUGCGAAGGCUUGGGCUCCGGUGUUGCUGGUUGGCUGGCUUGAACGAACAGGCCCCGGAGGUGUUGAUUGUAUUUCACACCCCGGUGAAAAAGAGCAAAAUUUGGGAAAUCUUUUCCCCCUUGCCCUCUCUCUGCUCCUGGCUGUUGCUGUCUCCCUCCUCCUAUCUCUCCGCUCCUGGCUGUCCAGCCCCCUCUCUAACCCUGCUGCUGCCCCCUCCCACUGCUGUUUCCCCCUUCUCUCUCCAACCCUGCUGCUGUCUCCCUUCUCUCUCUCUCUCUCUCUCUCUUUCUCUCUCUCUCUCUCUAACCCUGCUGAGGUCUCCUCUCUCUCUCUCUCUCUCUAACCCUGCUGCUGUCUCCCCUCUCUCUCCUCUCUAACAUGUCUCCCCUCUCUCCUCUCUCAUCCUGCUCCUGUCUGCCCCCUCUCUCCUCUCUAACAUGUCUCCCCUCUCGCUCUCUCUCUCCAACCCUGCUGUCUCCCCUCUCUGUCUCUCUAACCCUGCUGAUGUCUCCCCUCUCGCUCUCUCUCUCUCUAACCCUGCUGCCGUCUCCCCCCUCUUUCUCUAACCCUGCUGCCGUCUCUCCCCUCUCUCCCUCUUUAACCCUGCUGCCGUCUCCCCCCUCUUUCUCUAACCCUGCUGUCGUCUCCCCCCUCUUUCUCUAACCCUGCUGCCGUCUCCCCCCUCUCUCUCUAACCCUGCUGCUGUCUCCCCCCUCUCUCUCUAACCCUGCUGCCGUCUCCCCCUUCUCUCUCUCUAACCCUGCUGCCGUCUCCCCUCUCUCUCUCUCUAACCCUGCUGCCGUCUCCCCUCUCUCUCUCUAACCCUGCUGCCGUCUCCCCCGAGUGGUGCUGAAAGGACAGCGACUUGUAACACAGCAGUGUGGGGCCUGCACUCCCCCAGUGCUACAAAUCAAUGGGUUAAAACAGUGAAAAGAAAAGGCAUAAAGGCUAGAUUGAUAUAUUCAGAUGCAUUUCAAUGAAACCUGGCAGCUGCAUAUUGAACUGUUCUUCUUUGGUGAUUGACUCAGCUGAUCAGGCUCAUUAGAGACCUUUCUAUUCUUUGAUAUCGUAAGCUUAUAGCCUUUUUUAGCUGUGACAUGAGUUCAGGCAAAAAUAAGCAGCUGAAAAUAAAACGCUUCCCUCAGCCCCUCUGUUCAGUUCCUUUUCCCUGGCUCUCCUUCACACUCAUUCACACUGAACAAUCGCAGUAGUUUUUCAUACAAGGCUUCGGGUCCUAUCAUGAGCCCUCACCACGCCCUUGUUUCCCCUAAAUUCUAUUAGGUUAGUACCUGUUUAUUGAUCAAAUUGGAGUCAGACAAAAGAAUAGAGCAAUACAAAAUCUCAUUUCAUAUUGAAUUGCCCUUUUCUUCUGAGGGAUUGUUGUUCUGGGCUGGUGUAAGACCCCUGUCUAGGCCGGAGCCUGCCAAAUAUCAUAUCAGUGCUGGGAAUACAAAUAGAGCAGAUUAAUAGGUGUUGUAGGAUGGUGAAUGGUCUUCAUCAGGCUCCACUGUGUUUGACAUCAUUAAUGAACAAAGCCCAAAUUGAGAGCCUGUAUGCAGAAGCGGUAGUGUCACUUCCUGCCCUCACUGAUGAGACUGACUUAGAAGGUCAGAGGAUGUGAGAGUAAAAUGCAAAAUUGGAAGGAAUCAAAAGAUUUACUCCUCAGCUCCUCAAGAAUUUGCAAAGUGAAUAUUUGUGCUGACGUGGGAACAUGCUUACUGACUCGGCCACUUUACUUUAAAACGUGAUCCGGAACAAUCUGGAGAAGCACAGCGACAGACUGUUUUUGUCUUUUUUUUACCUUUUUGCAGCGGUACUCUAAAGGAAUAUAGAUGCGUAAAUGACGUGAUGUGCAUUCAAACCUGCACAUCUCGCAGGAAGCUCUGGUCUUAAAAGUCAUCAGCUGUAAGUGGGGUGGCUGUUGCUUGGUGGUAUAGUAAGUAGUCUCUAAGAAGGUCCUGCUGUCCACAUGCUGUAGCGCCCUGGGGCAAGACACUUGGACCCCAAAGCGCCAGCAGUGUGCGAAUGGAUUUGGUCAAGCCUGAUGGGUGUUUCUCAGAGCAGCCUCUGCCAUCCGUGUGUGAAUGUGGUGUGAAUGGGUUGGCGUGAUAAUGCUCUGAGUGGUCAGAAGACGUAAGGCUGGAGGGAAUCAUCUUUGGGGCCAAGGAGGCUCACCAGUUGUUGAUUUAUGAAGUCUUCAGCUUGAUUCUGCAUUAUUUUGACAUUGUUACAAGGCGCACCGAAAAGCAGCCAAGUCGCAAAGUGUUCCAGGGUUUAAAGUCUAUUUACCAUACGCUCUUACCUGCGCUGUGUGUUUUUGGUUGUAUUUUUAUGUAGUACUGUAGGCCUGGUAAAUAUCUUUUUACUUGUGACAGCAGCACAUUCAGUGACCAAUAACAGGUUGGCUCUGCUUCGUUUGGCACCGAACAUGCUCAUUUGGCACUGGCAUGGACGUGUUCCCAGUUGGUGCUGUACUUUGUAUUUCAUAUGUGGAAACCAACAUUUGUUCCUCAUGUUGGAUUUAUAAGGGAACAGCUUACCACUCCAUGGGAGGUCAUAUCAUACGGCUGCUUAUUUGGAAAGAGGGAUACUUGAGUUUCAUAGCCUUCUUGAAACAACAAAACCAGACAGAAUGUGUGUGUGUGUGCGUCUGUGUGUAAAGGGGGGAGAGGGGGGUGUAGGUGUGAGUGGGUGUACAGGUGUACCGUUGUCUGAUUCAAUAUGUAGGUGUUUGUGCCUAUAUGUGAUCUGCUUGUGUGUGUGUGUGUGUGUUUUGUGUGGGAGAAAGCGAGGAGAGGUGAUGAUGUCUGUAUUGAAAAGGAGUUUUCCUCGGAGACGUUGCUCUGGGAAGCUUAAAUGAGAUUCUGUUUGAGAAGAGAGAGAGUGGAAGCUACUGCUUGGCCCUGUUCCAGGUAUAUUGCCUCUAUAUAGGCUUAUCCGCUGCUCAUUUGUCUCCUUCUACGUAUAUGAGAGACUUAUUUUACUGAAUAAAUAUUCUGUCGAAGGACAAGAGAACUGUUAGUUCCUUGAGUGGGUUGAAUACUAUGUUUGUCUGUGUUAUUUUGUACCCCUGCCUGUUGGUGUUACAUGCAGAGAGCAUGUCCUUUAGCUUUGCAACAGAGGGCUGAGCUUAUCCUAUGUAUGGACCACAUGUUUAGGGUAUUUGCAUUCUUCAUAUCACAUGUAUAUUUCCUUCCUCGGGUAUGCAGCAGGGUCUCAUCCUUCAUUCUGUGCCCCCCCCCCCCCCCCCCACACACACACACAUUGGCUCCCUGCAACACUUGGCUGAUCAGUAAUUCUUUUCUUGAACCUUUACAUAGCAAUUAUCAAAGGAGGGUUAGAGGCAAGGUUUCCUCACGAGACCGCGCCAGGCAUAUUCUCCCUUUUGGUUCGACUUGGAAUAUUUCAAAUCAAGGGAAAACCAUUUCCACUUGGCAUAUCAUCAACUACACCUGCCGUAGCUUCCCGCUCGGCCGCUCGUCUGACACUUUAGAAAAUAAGUCUCCUGUCGUGGUUUUAAAUCAAAGGGACACUGUCUGUGAGGCUGGGAUAUCAGCAAGUACCUUUCAAAAGUAGGAAAAUGGCUUCUGUGAGAGCAGGAUGUCUGAAGCUUGGCACUGCUGUGCACUAGUGAUAGACUAUCACAUCUUUGAUCACCUCACAACCCUUUUCUGACCCCAGUUUUUCCUUUGGAUUUCAGAUUUGACAUUAUUUUCCUCAUGAUAGCUCCUCUUACAUUACAAGCAUAAGGAAACCUAAAUAAGAUGAAAAAUAAGAGGAGAUGAAAUAUCCUGGAGUAGGAAAAUGCAGCAACCUUCGAUCAGCUGUUGAGGGCUGUGUGACGGGCAGGAGACGGGAAAUCAUCAUUAUCAUGACGUUUGUUUUGGUGAGAACAACAGCCGUGACAAAUGGGACAAUUAAAUCACUUUGGCAACGGUGUAUUAGAUGGCUGAUUAUGAAUUAGUGGCGGGCACCGUGUUGCAGUUUCCCAUGUCAGUGAGCUGUCAGAGGAAUUUAGCACACCGAGUUUUGAAACGCCCUCCUCUCAGGCCCUGAAUCUGACAAAACAGGAUGCUGUGACCCCUGACUCUGUGAUCCAUGAAACUAAAACAAAUGUCCUGUUUAUUUCAAAAGCUCACAGAAUCAAAAAUAGAGCCGAGACCUUGCUCUUAAGUGAAGGAGAUCUCAGAAGAUCUCAAAGGUAAGAAAAUAUUAUCACGCUCAGUUUGCCAUUUUGACAUCGAUUUUUCUGGUGGUAAUUUCCUUGAUGAUUUCUGCAGCAAUUAUACACCAAAUACUUCAAAAUCCUUCACAGACUGUGUGAAGGAUAUUUUAAGUGGUGUCUAAUUUUUUUGUGUCUAAAUCCUUGAAAUUUGUAACACUGAAAUACUGAGAUUUCUCACCUUAAAAUAUGACAAAGCAGCUGAGUAAAGACACUGGCAAAUGUACAGCCUGGGUGACAAUGUACUGAGAGUAAAGGUUCACACUCCAGCCUUUAGAAUCCAUUAGCAGACCUGACUGGCCUGUUGAAUGUCAAUAAAGUCAAUGAACGCAGUGAAAGGAAAGGAUCAGUGGCGUUGAUUAACUAAUUAAGUGGACGAUUUCUGUUCCUGCAAAGUGUCUCUUAUCUCAAACUGGGCCUGUAAAAUAAAAUCUCUAUUUCACAUGACAUUUCUACAGCAUUGUGAAUCUUGAUAGGGGGAAUUGAAUUCAACGUAGUGGGCCCUGUUUUGAUAUAAAUCAAAACGACAAUAAGAGCACGAAGCAUAAUGAUUACCAAUACUUGCACAUUCUGUUGAGUGCCUUGAUGAAUGUGUUCUUGUUGUGAAUAGGCAGGGCUCUUUGAAUGAGCUGAAUAGCACAUCAAGUUUUCCUAACCCUGAAAUCUAUUAAAAAAAGAGAGGACACAAGUUUUAUUCAUUUUCAGUGCUAGUAGUUAUGAAUAUGCCUCAUAUCUGCUGAAAAUAUGAGAUCAAAAAGUGAAGAUGUUUUCUCAUUCGUGCCUUGGGCGUUUAUAACUAAGGUUAACCGUACAGCAGUAAGACUGCUGGAAAUCCCAGCUAAGUCCUGAGAGUCAUAAACAUGCUUGAGCUGCACACAUAUCAUCCUUUCAGCCCAGAGAUUUAAAUCAGUGAACAUCUGCUCCAGUCAGGCUGCAGUGCAUACUCCCUUCAAAGACACAAAUGUAAUACAUGGAUAUGUACUGGUGGAUCUGAAGGGAUGUUUUUAUGUUUCUUAAUCUGAUUAACUCUGUUUGUUAAAAAGUAAAAAGCACGAACCAGGUCAAAUGACUACUGUGCACAUGUAUAAGUACAAAUAAUCUUGCAUUGUUGCAAUAGAAGCAUUCUUGUAAUUCUUAACAAACUGUGACACAACGAGGGAUGGGGAUCAAUAAUCAGGUCCAUUAAAUACCAGAUGAAGCAUUUGUCAAAACCCAAAAAUCAAUAAUGGUUGAGCUUAUGGAGUCUGCUGUCUGGUCUUGGCGUGUGAAGAAACGUUAUACCCAGAGUUUAGUCAUGUCAAGUUCAUUAAGGCCCUGUUUAUACGUACCUGUUUUUUUAAUUUAUUUUUUAAACAGAGACAUUAACCAUCGUUUGCACCCUUCGUUUAGACGCAAACGGAGAAUUCGCCCCUGAAAACGAUGCUUUUAAAAAACUCUGGACAAGGUAGGAAUUUUGGAAAACUCAGUUUGCAUACGGAGAAAAACAGAGCUUGGGGUAGCUGACGGCAGAUUGUGCGCUGGAAGGAAGGAAGUGACUUUAUUGUUGUUGCUAUGUGGGAUUCUGGUUGGCUAACGUGGGCUUAAGCUUCUCGCUACACUGUCGCCCACAUGUUUGAUAUGCUCUUGACGGCAUAUGUAUAUAUAUAUAUACACGGGAUAGUGUAAACGAAAACUUUUCUGAAAACGUAGUGGUGUGCACGCAGUUCUUUUUUUUUUGAAAACGGAGAGAGUGAAAUGUCCGUUUAUGAAAAUAUCCAGGCAUGUGUAAACGUAGUCUUAAUCAAUGGUGCAUGCGCAGACGGUCUAAGUGUUUGAGCAGCAAACAGCUAUAAAAUUAUGUAAGGAAGAAUUACGACGAUGGCUGAAUGUGCAAAGAGGUCCAGAGUGUGGCCCUGUGUUACAUAAGCUAAAGAUAGAAAUGAAGCAAAGUGCAGUUGCAAAAUGAAGACAACCUCCAUCACCAAACACACCAGCAUUGUGUUCCAAAUCAAGUCAAAAUGCAAAACCUUGAAAAAACUCCAUAUGCUGCUGUAGGGCUGCACUCUCCUCUUCCCCCAGAGCAGCUAAAGAUAGCACAGCUAGACUAUAGAUCAAGUCCUGAAUCAAGAUCUAGUUUUAAAAUCCAUGUUAAAAUCAGCAGGAUAAAACGUAUUCAGCUAGCUAAUAAAGGUGACAAAGUUUGCAUCAUGAGGUGUUCAGGGUGGGGUCAGUAAAAAGAGAAUUAGGUGACAGUUAAGUUGGUGAUGUGUUCAAAUGUCACAUUCAGAAAAGUAGCUUUUGGUGAAAAUAGACAAUAAAAUAAAAGAGUUGAUAAUGGUAUCAUAAGGACUCUGAUCACGAAGGAGGUAUCAGUAUUAAUAAGUAUUGAUCAUCUCCAUUCCUAGCCACAACGUUGGUUGGAGUGUGUGGGUAGAAACAUAAUUGAAACCCUGCAGAUUUUAGUGCAGUUUCUGCUUUGUAAAAUAAAAAUACUCACCAUCUCUAGUGUACCCAGCAGGAGUUCUAGUCUACACGCAGGGAUUUUCUUCUUCUGCUCCAAAUCCUUGUUGACAGAAAAUUAAAAUUUACUGAACAGUUUGAUCUCAAUGUACCGUUUCCUUUUUCAUCUAGCUAGCUAAUGUGAGCAGAAGUCGUGAGCAGAACUCUACUUUAAGAUAGGAGGAGACAUUAAAUACCAAAUCACUACACUCUGAUAUUCAAGUAUAUGACGAACACGGCCUUGAAAUUGACUUAAAUAAACCCCCUCAUUUCCAGUUUGAAGAAAAUCUGUAAUUUGAUUUGGUUUUCUUGAUCAACUUUGUUAACAUCAUAGUGAGAGACAACAGUGUCACAAUGAUAAGCAGAAAUUUUGGACAAUACUUUAAAAAAUGAGGUGCAGUGUGUGAUCACCUGAAUAUAAAGAUAGUUUUGCUUUUGUUUCCUUAAAACUAGUCUUUUGUGUUCACUCAAAGAGCCGGUCUUCUUGCUUGAAACGCUGUGGCAGGAAUAUGAAGUGAGUGGUUUUUGUAUCAUAGAGAUAUCUACUUGACAAAUGGAGAGUCGUACUUUUCAUGCAUCACAGAAGCCUCUGGUCCUCAAAGGCCUCCAUCGAUUUGCUGAAGGGAGCACAGGACAGUGUUUCAGUGUCUAUCUGGCUGCUAAAUAUCCUCAUUUUUACAUACUGCAUCUUUAAAAACAGCAUGAAUUACACAUAAAUAUUGAAGACAGAAGGUCCCAGUCUGCACAUACUUUGGUCAAGGCUUUAAAUAAAUAAUAAGAUUGAUCAGGAGUGGUCAUCCAGAAACCUUAGUCCAUCAUAUCCAAGAUGUUUUAUCAAUCAAAGUACUCUGAAAGGACAAGGGACUAUCUUGGCUCUUCUGCUCAGUCCAUUUAUAACGUAACAAACAUCAAAAACAGCCGCCGCCUCUCAGAGUCUCUGAACAGUUUCUCUGUGUGGAGUUACUGGAGAUGGCAGAACCAUCCUGUAUUUUUUUUGUGGUCCUGGGAGGUCUCUGGUUUACUCAUCACAGCUUCACUGGCCAACCUGUGCAAGGGAGCUAUGUUACUCCCCUGCUGUCCUAGCUGCUGUCCAAAUAUUGACGUUUUGUGUCUGCAUCCUCUCCAGAGCGCUGGAGGACAAGAUGAAAAACAGAGGUAUGGAGAGAAGACACCUUCCACCUGGGGGAUGAGAAGCUUUCCUUUUUUUUUUAAAGAAUGAAAAAAGGGAUUAAGAGAGGGGAAGAAACAGGCAAAGAGGAUUAAACGUUGAAGAAAAUAACAAGAGACAGGGACACAAAAGGCAUGAAAAAUGCACAGAGGGACUAAUAUAGGCAGAGAGAGAGGUAGACAGACAGACAAAUGAGUAAAGGGUGGGAAUAACUGCAAACCUGAGAGCAGCAGAUAUAUACCCACCGAGUGAUUUCAAACAUGGGGCUCAUGUUUUACAGGGAUUUGUUUUCCUUCAUUUCAGCUCCCUGUUGCUGGAUGUAUGUCAGGCAGCGCAAUUAGUCAAAUCACAGCGACGUGGGAUUUCAGAAACACUCAGAGAUGCCAUGAAAAAAACGAGCGGAGAAAAAUAAUCCAGAGGAGCUGAUUGCUUAUUAGCAAGUAGAUUGUGUUUGCAUUGUGUUGGGUUGUUAUGCCAGUGUGUGUGUAUGUGUGUGUGUGUGUGUGUUCUUCUAUUCUGAUGGGGUCACAAUGAAAGAGAGGACUGCUGGCAGGGACUGUCAUUGCCAGUCACUGUUUCGGUUGUUGUUUUGCUUCCUGCCAGGGGAAGAAAAGGUGCUUCACAGGAAUCAGCAGCCAGCGGGUGUCAUGUGGUGUCAUGGCUUGUCUGCCUGUUUUUCUUACCUACAUUUACAUAUCUCAGCGUUAAGGAAGUAUUUUUACAUGCCUGUGUGUUUGCAAACACAUGUGUUGAUGUUGUUUUUAUGGAGUGUGUGUCGGCAGGCAAAAAUCACUGUGUGUAUAGUUUGGAAGUAAUUGACAAGAGGGUGACUGCUGCUGACUAUAUUUACCUAGCAUAUACCCGGAGUACAAUGCGCUCUUGUUCUGUUUAAUAACAUACCGCAACGUGAGAACCAAAGGACAAACUGAACAUCUCUCUUAAUCCCCUGAUAUUAACUCGGUGUCUUCAUUAGUAUGCUCCGCUGAGUAUCUGCAGGAUUGUUUGCACCUGUGCUUUAGUCGUGGUAUAUUUUUAACCAUAUAUGAUAUCGCUAUCACCGGUGCUGUACUUUUAUGGAAAGCAGAGAAGAGAGGACUCUAAAAAUGACCCGUAUGUUUUAGAAGAGCGAAUUUAGGAAGGUUUGCAAUUAACCGUGAAGCUGGAAUGGACAAAAUCGACAAAAGCAGCACCAUUUGCACAAACGCUGGUUGGUUUGACGGCUGAUUUGGAGGGUACAUGCAUGCAACUGCCUGCGAACGCUGCCCAAAACCUGCCUGAGCAUCCACACACACUCACAAGAGAAGCUUUCCCACAUGGCAUUAUGGGACUUCUCUUUUUGUUCUCCACCAGAUCAUACUGUGUUUUCUUUUAGUACAGAGCUUCCAUUGAACCACAACCCACAUGUGCUCGGUGGUGAUAAAAACAAACAGACCCUUUGGCUGCAAAAGCACCGGUACUGAAUCUUAGGGCCAGGCAGAUGAAACGGGGGUGAACAGACAUUUUUGAAACAUGCUGAAUCAAUAUGUAAAAUAAAAUACCUACAAUUUUAAAAAGGCGCUGUCAAACAUUCUGCAGCUAUUUGCCCUCAAUCCCUCGGUGUUUUUGUGUUCGUGCAAUUUACUCGGAACAGUUUGAAAGCAGGUUAGAGGCUCCAUGUAUCCCACAGGAAAACACAAUUCUGCUGUUAAUCCAAAAAGAAACUCAAUCAAAGUUCAAGCUUUCACGUUUCCAUGUUUCUCUCUCUUUUUUCAUUUUAUGGUUAUUCUUUUUCAUUAUUAAACGCAGAUAGGCUCCAGCCCCAAGUAUCCCUCGUAGACAGAUUAGAGGGUAUAGAAAAUGGCACUUUUAUGAUAGGGUCAAAGUGUGAAACAGCUAAUGUUAGAGAGGAGAUUUUUCAUCUUGCAUGCUUUAAUCAAAUUUGCCUCCCUCUCUGCCUACCUCUGUGUAACCCCUCUCUCGUCUCCAUCUGUGAAGGCCGGGUCUCCCACUGUCUCUUCUGGCUAUUGCUAUUUCCAUCUGUGAUUGCCCAGGUCUCCCCUCUCCCUCCUUAUGGUUCCUGCAGUCUUACUGCUUCUCCUGCCUGCUGUCUCUGUCUGUGAAAUCUGUGACUCCCCCGUCUGUUUGGCCCUCUCCGUCCCUUGUCUGUGAGCCCCGUGUCUCCUCUGGCUCUCCGGGCACGGCACAGCCUUUGUUGCAUGUUUUGCUUCCUAUGAGCCCUGAAUUAGCCACACGAUUAGAUCCACACAAUGCACACAGGCAUAAAAAAGGAAGCAAAAAAACAGAGCCAGCUACUGCGUUCGUGUUAGACAGAGCUGUUGUUAGUAAUAUUUGGUAUUUACAUGUGCACUACAUGACAUCUGCAGACUGCAGCUCAUUAUGUUUUAUAAAUCAAGUGGAGCUUUAAAUGUGUUUGGAUUCACUGUUUUGCAGCUGUUCUCAACACUUAAAGGAGAAUUUUUGAAACGCAGUGUUUGACAGACUGAACUAAACACACUACUUUCCUCACAUGCCUGUUUUCCUUCAUUUUAGUUUCGAGCUCAAUGUUUGAAGGGUACACUGUAGGUCAACAUACAGCUAAACCUAAACAUAAUGUCUUUUUAAUUCCUUCUAUCAUAGCCAAAAUAAAAUUGCAAAAAUUGCUCCUUCUCUGCUCUGAUGUUGAUCCACUUAUCUUUUUAAAAUCAAGAGCUCAUCGUUUCGUUUCUUAUAGCUUAUGUAUCGUAUUAAUUUCUGAGAAAAUCGUAGCAAUAACAAGGUUAGAUUUGAUCAUGUUUCAAAGUAAUGCGCAAGGUAAUGGGUUUAGUUUUAUGCCAAGGAAAGUUUGCAGGUUUGUAAGAUGUCUCAGGGGGAAACCCAGGAGGCUAAAAUGCAUCUUAGUCACUGCAGCACUCACUGCUGCUCAUUGACCUUAUUUUUCUCUCUCUGAACAGUCAUUUUGAGAAUUUCACAAACACUGACUUUAAACUAAGACACUGUUCGACUAGAGUUCAGUAUAAAAUCAACCUUGAACCAUUCAAACGUGUAUAAUUCAUCUCCUUUGUGUAUAGAGAUGCACUGAUCCAUAUUUUUCUGAUCCAAUCUAAAACCUAUACCUGGGCUGAGCGUUUCGGCUGAUAUCAGAUACCAAUCCAAUACUACUGUUGAAGGAAUGAACUGUAUACCUUGCCCUGUGAGUGAAGGCAUCAGGCUUGACAUUAGCCUUGUUAAAAAAAAAAAAAGGUAACAAAUUAACACAGACAAUAAUUAACUUAAUAUUAUUUGUUAACAAACGACAAACUGCACAUUAGCACACAGCAAAAAGAAGUAAGACUUCCAUGGAAAAAUUUAGUGCAAAAGGAUAGACAGACAUAGAAUAUAGAGCGAACAGAAUCACUGUGUUGCUGUGUAUGAUAUUAAUUAAGAGAAAAACUCCAGUUAAUUUGUCAAUAUCGGGGCCGAUAUCUGAUCCAAAUAUCGGAUUGGUGCAUCCCUAUUGGUGUAUGGUGCAAAUCCAUACUUUGGUGAUUGUGUGUCAACAGAAAAGCUUUUUAUUCAGUGAUGUUAAAAUUACUGUAGUCCUUGAGGAGUAAACAAAAGUCAGGUAUCCAGUCUGAAGUGCACAGACUCAGAGGAGCAGCAGCGUUCAGGCACAACAAACAAAACAGACUGACUGACUACACCUCCAUUUUUAAAGCAUUUUUUUAGGUUUUGCCUCUUUUACUGAAGGAAAGAUAAUCCAUAAUCUGUGACAGGCUGAUAUUUUGAGAUUUAGUCUUAAUAUGCAAAGGGAGGGGAAUGUCCAGGACCUGGGAAAGAGUUUUUUCUUCCCUUCAAGCUGCAGGUAUAAAUGACAGGCUGAAGAGACACCACUCCUUUCUUUUACUUAGAAAUAAGAAGUCAUCUUAACACUUCAUUGAGAUGGGGGAGAUGACUAAACUUGCUUUGAUUGUAAGAUAUCUCAAUGUUAGGAAAUUGAAGAUCACACUUUCGCUCUGUCUGCGUGUGUGUGUAUUUUUUUUUUCCAGUUUUUCUCUUUGUCUCAAUGCUUCGCCUUAAACUGCUCAUCUCUUUGCUUUGAUGCCGCCACCCUCAACUCUCCCUCACAUUGCCCGGGCUGUGCUGGAGAUCCAGGAGAAACUGUGAUUCCAGUCUGUACAUGAAACGAGAAUCCCUGCACAGUCUCAUUAUUAUGAUGACUUUGUUCACAUCUCAUGUUCUUUUUCUAUCUCCUUUUAUAAUAUCUCUGCCACCCCCCAUCUCUCCCCUUUAUUCUUUCCAAGAGAGAGUAAUUAACAUAACUGGUAGCUCCUUCAUGCUGUGCUGCGUGUGUGUGUGUAAGAGAGGGAGAGCAUGUGUGUUAUCCUAUUAUAUCAUUUCAGAUGUUAAUUUCAUCUUUUUUUCAUUGUUAUUUUAUAUUUGUUUUUGGCGCCAGCUCUUUGUCGGUUAUACUCUUAGUCGACUCGUGCAUGGAUGAUUGGCGUUGGAGUAUAGUGACAAUUGUUUCGGUAUUUGUUCGACAUUUCUUAAGAUAAUUGCAGGAUUUUUGUGUAAGAAUAAUGGAUUAUGGAUUCACAGUUUGUCUCUUAGUGUGAGAAAAUCGAUUGUGAGUCUGAGGAUGUUGACGUGGUAGGGGUUGAAAUGUUUUCGCAACACCACAUCACUUUGAUUGCGCAUUUUAUUUGAAAUGAAUGAGGUGAGGAAGAAAACAAACAAUUCACUUCAUCAAUGUUGGCCUUGUCUCUUUGAUGAAUAGCUUUUGCUGUGCAUUCUCUGCUCACGAUAUUGGCAAAUUAUUGCUCACUUAUGUUCUCUCUUCUGGUCUCUUUUCCUCGUCUUUCUCUCCAUCCAUCCACAUUUUCGUCUUCCCAUUUCACUCCUCCUUUCCCCCCUGCUGUGCCUACCUUGAUCUGUACCAUCUACGCAGGUGCUGACCUUUUCUCCAACUGCACGGAGGAGUGCAAGGCCUUGGGUCACUCUGACCGCUGCUGGAUGCCGUCCUUUGUGCCAUCUGAUGGGCGCCAGGGUCCGGACUACCGCAGCAACCUGCACGUACCCGGCAUGGACGCCACUUUGCCCGACACUGAGGUACCCUCCUCCGUCAACCUUUCCAACCAACUCACCAUGACCUCGUCCACCGUCUCGACCACCGAUAGGUCAUUCUCCACCUUUGGCAAGGACGGUCAAAGGUCACAGUCACACCACAGCCUUCACCAUCACCUCCAUCAGCAACAACAGCAGCAGUACAGCUCCAGCACGCUAGAGAGGAAAGAGUAUGAUAGGGGGACCCUACCGUACAAACCCACCUUUCUCUGUGAGUAUCAGUAUGAAAGUUCCCUGGGACCCUAUGACUUUGGUCUGGUCCAGUACAGAUACUAAAGGAGGGGACGUUCAAUCUGCCUCUUGAUUCUGAUCUGGACUUUUUAUGUUGUUCAUCAACCUUUACUUCUUCGAUUUAUAAGGAGUACAAACAUUCAGACUUUUGUUUUGUUGAAUUGCUUUUUUUUAUGUUGAUAUAUAUUUUUGUGUUUUGUAUAAAAAAUGUAAUCUAUUAUUGCUAAUACUUUCUUCAAAACCAACUUUGAAUUCCAUAAUCUACCCCCCACCCUAAGUCUAAAAUGUUUGUUAAGAUGUGAUUGAUUAAAUAAACUCAAUUGGGAUUAGAGUCGCUGAAAGCUGUUGUGGCCACGUCUUUUUUUUUCUUUUCUUUAUUCAUUGUCUCUAAAUUUCCCCCAAACUCCUUCCCAACUGGCCUUUUUUUCUGAUGCUCAUAUUAGUAAAGGUCACCACUAGAAGCACCUACACACUCUGCCGUCACCAUGUUCACAGACUGUUAAAUUAGGACACAUUCAGAAGGCUUAGAGAGGGUGUACGAGAAGGACCAUUUCAUGUUGCAGAGAGGCCAUUUUAUCCAUUUUCUCAACCACCAGGGAUCUGAUCGGCUACAGUGACUUCUCUACUAUGAUGUGUCUUUUUUCUCACCUGCCCUGAAGUUCAUUUGAUCCUAAAAAGGAGCUCUCCAGUAUGCUUACUCUUGAAUUAAUGCCUGACAUAACAAAAGAUGAAUGAGAUGAUGACCCUGAGGUCACAGUUUGAAAAGCAAGCACCCCACUUCAAGAACAGGACACCCAGAAUAGCUGGAGGUAUUAAUUUGGUAAACUAAAUUUGAGUGUCGAACCUGCACCUCUGCAGGAGCAGAAUGGGAUUCUUCAGAAAAGGAUGGCAGGAUAUGUCUUUCCCCUUUCAACUGCUUUCCAAGCUCCACAUUACAUGAAUAAUCUAUUAGCUCUAAGAGUAGGGAAUGGAUUCAAUAUACACAUUCAGUGGAGAAGUCAUUUCCAGUCAAGUCACCACCAUGUUAACCACCAUCCUCCAUGAUACUGCAUGCCGACUGUGAGCUGUCUCCCAGGUAAACGAUGAGCUCUGUAACCUGCCUACUUUCUCCCUGUUUGCGACUUGGCAAGCAAUUUUCCUCUUGCACAUCAGGUCUGUGUGAAAAAUAAUUUGUAUUUAGCCUUAAGGUGGUGGAGCCUGCUUUGCUCCAAAUAUAGCAGCCUGCGCGUCUGCUCAUCUCGUCUGCCUCAGAGGGUUAGAAUAAAUGCACUUCAUAUUCGCUCAGCCUAAAACCUGCAACUUUUUAUAUUUCAUUUUACUUUUUUGAUUUACAAUUUUCCUCUGCCUUUCUUGGUUAGUUGAAAUAAACUGACCCCAUGCUUCCCUAGCAAAGAAGCUAUUCAUCAGUCCAGAGUAAAAAAGGUGAGAACAGCCCCAGAGGCUGAGGCUCGAUUAACCAACAGGCAUCAUGUUCUGCUCUAAAAUAGCACCGUGCGCUACUACCCACUCUGAUCACCAGGGUUGCCUUGAUAAAGGGUUUAUAAAUGUUUAAUGAUUCAUUUAUGGAUAAUUAAUGAAGCAAUUAGUGGUCUGUGUAUGCAUGCAUUAUGGAGCCUCAAAAUUUUAACAUUUAUCUUCCCUGAUGGACGUGUUUUUACACAAUUCCCAAAUUAGUUUUACCGUUACACUGCUAGACCAGCCGUAAAGGUAUACAGAUGACUCCUUAGAGAGAGCUUAGUGGCAUGUAUCCUUCUGCAGAUGAUUUUUCAAGCCGACUGUGUCUCAAGAAGUCUCAAGGGACAAAAUGCCAUUUGUCUUAACGAGUGUGUUCUCUGUCUUUCCAGCCCGCAAAAGGAUUUGCUAGCUCGUUCCAUGUGGACCUGUCGGAGACAGCGUGAAUUUCUGUACUAGACCACCAACACUGAUGAUAGAGACAGCGAAAUAAAACUAAACAAACAGCGACCUGGACACAGCAACCUUGGUUAAGCUUCAUUAUCUGGGGUGGCGAGCUGUAACAAAGCCUUGGCAGUGGCUGCCGAGGGAGGAGAAAAAGCGUAAAUACUGAGUAGCCGUAAAGCUCUAGAUAUUUGAGGAGCAAUCCAAGGCCUUAUUCUUCUCAGCAGGACUGAGAUCAGGGCCACAACACUUGACAUGUGGAAAUUAUUAAGUCAUCAGCAGAAACGAAGAACUGACACGAGCAGGAGUACAAAACGAGAAGACGAGGGACCGAUUUACAAUGUGGUGUUUUUUUGGGGGCGGGGGUCUUUUGGACAUUUUGGAGUUAAGCUCUAGAAAUCUGUGUGUGCCUGUUUACAUGAAGAAAAAAACAAAAAACUACUGUUUCUGUACAAACCUCAACCAAUGUUACACAGAACCCUUUACCUACAGUAUUUCUACGGUCACCACUAAGCCAACUGUACAGAGACUCGGGAGGAGGGGGACGGAGGGGGAGAGAGAGGAUUAGACGAACAGAGGGAGGAUCAGUGCAGGUGUUGUACAGGUGUAAAAUGACAUUACAAAAGAAGUGGAGGGAACAAGCAGCGAUGAUGUGCAGUACUAUAAAUCCGUAACUCUGUUAUUUUAUUUUCUACUUGACUGUCUUUAUAUAACUUCUUUUUUGUUUCAGUUGUUCUUUCUAUGUGGUUACAGUGUGCAGACUCUAACAUAUUCCAACUAAUCGUUACAGACAGGAACACGAGGUUCUCCAGACAGGUUCAGUCCUUUUUCAAGUUUAGCCACUUCAGGAAGGAGAUUCUGACAAACACUGUGUAGAAAAAAAGGAAAAAAAAAAAAACCUUCAAUGAAACCAAUGUUACGUUUUUACAAUAAAGUAUCGCAAAUGUGAAUUUUCUCAUUUCUAAACUAGUGACUAUAAGCUUUGAAAUCCUUCCUGAGCUGACUGCAGAGAAAGUGAAAUGACCCUUUACCAGGAUGUAGUUCUCGCCAUUGGCCUAUACAUAAACAAUCAGACACACUCAGUGGUUUUAUCAUGUGUGCAAAGUGUUUACUGUGCUAUUUUUAAAGCGUAUAUAUAAAUAUAAAUCUAUAUAUAACUAUAUAUAUCAAUAUAUAAAUAUAUAUAAUAUACUUUUUUUCUGAAAACUGUGUAAACAUUGGUUAGUUUCUACACCUCCUCAUGUCAUUCAAUCUAAUAAUACCAAGUGCUACAAUAUCGAGACACCAUUUCAGAUAAGGGGGUGCUGAGUCAGCAGAAAAAAAACAACACUUUAACACCAACCAAGGAUUAAGUUGAUGUUUCUUCUUUGAUUGUUACUUUUCACUGUUUACAGACGCUGGGCCUUGUUGUGUGUAGCAAAGACACCAGUUGAGUUUUUUGGCCUGUUGUGUAUUUUUAAUAGCAGAAUCUGUGUUCAUGUACAGGAAGGAGCUAGAUAUCAACAGGUUUUUACAAUCAACUAAGAGAGGGACAAACAUAGAUAAUUGUGGACAUAAUCAGUUAGUACAUGGUGAGGUGCUAAGUAUUGCACACGUGCACACUCACACAUGCACAGCCACACACACACACACACACACUUACACACACAUACACACACACAGGUCGAGUGGUGAUGAAUAAAAAAGUGUCAUUAAGGUCCCUUAGUGUGUGUUUUGUUGCAUUUACUUUAUCAUGAUAUCAUGUUACUGAUCAAAGGAGAAGAGCCUGUGGCAAUGCCAGCAGAGGCUGUGCAACCCCCCAGGGUAACCAUGCCUAUUGGACACAGUUUAUGCACUGAUGCUGAAUUAAGGCAGUAAGAAUGCGUACCGUGUUAUGAGCUUGGCAUGUUUGCAGAGGAGCAUUUGCUAAUUAGUUUGAUGCUUAACACGAAUACAAAAGCAUAUGGAAAUUAAAAAAAAAUAUGCAGGAAUUUUGUCAUGUACCUAAGUAUUGCUCAAACUGACUUGAUUGCGGC